Apis mellifera (honey bee) is the source of this 2722-nucleotide messenger RNA. RefSeq names its product SID1 transmembrane family member 1. The record is from RefSeq and is a predicted model, not a curated record. Gene Ontology annotation, cellular component: membrane. The transcript has 9 exons. The coding region runs from base 266 to 2590 and encodes 774 amino acids. NCBI's taxonomy places the organism in Eukaryota, Metazoa, Arthropoda, Insecta, Hymenoptera, Apidae.
GUAACAGUUAUAUCGUUUAAGCAAGUUUAAUCAUUUUGUGACUGUCAAUAUCAAUAUUAUUUCUAUUAUAUCUAAAAAAUAUGUAUUUGCAUAUUAGAAUAUCAAAUUUUAUAUUUGAUUUUCGUAAAUGAAAAAAUUAAUUUUCUAAAUUGAUAUUUUUUUUGUACAAAUAUUAGUUAGAAUUGAAUAUAUUUAUGUAUAUAUUUAUGUAUUUUAUAAAAAUUUUGGUUAAUAUAAUUAUAUAUCAAUAUUUAAGGUGUUAAUUAUGCAGAAGAUUUUAAUGGUGAUUACUCUAUUAUUAUUUAAUUUUCACGAAGUUAUUCCUUUACAAUCUCAAUCAUUUUCUUCUAUUGUUAUUAUGGCAAAUUAUACAGCAUAUCAAUUUGCCAUAAAUAUUAAUGUUGAAUAUGUAUUUUUAUACCCUAUUAAUAAUGUAACUUCAAUGGAAACUGUAAGAAUAGAAGUUGAAAGCAAUGCUACAAGUAAUCUACCUCUUAUAGUAGUUGUUCGCCAGAAAAAAGAAUUCUUAUCAUGGCAAAUCCCUCUUAUAGUGAAGAGUAUGUAUUUUAAUAAUUCAGAAUAUAAUAAAACAAGUAGAACUCUAUGUUCAACCAAUUAUAAUCAUAAUGGACUAAAACAGGAAAAAGAAUUUAUGAUUAUUAGUGUAUCCACUACUAAUCAUCAAAAUAUUUCAUUUAUACUUAAUGUGACAAAAGAACAUAAUUUUUAUUUAAGUACUGGAGAAAACAAAACUGUAGAAAUUUCUCCAUCUCAACCUAUUUAUUAUGGUUAUACUUUCUCAGGACAAGUAGAAAGUUCUUCUGUAAUUGUUCAUGUCAAGUCUGAUAGUGAUAUUUGUAUGACUGUUUCAAUACAAAAUAUAUCAUGUCCUGUGUUUGAUUUAGAAAGAAAUAUUGAAUUUUCUGGAUAUUGGCAAACUGUAAUUCGACAGGGUGGUAUAACUGUGCCAAAAGAAGAAUUUCCAUUAGGCUUCUUUGUGGUACUUGUAGUAAAAAGUGAUGACACUGAUUGUUAUGGAACUCCUACUAUGAUUCCUUCACGGAAUAAAAAAGUGAUAUUAACAAUAAAUGCUAGUAUUACCAAAAAAGAUUAUAUUAUUGCUUCAGGAAUAGUUGUAUGUGUUAUUUUUAGUUUUUGUAUUACCUAUGUUGUGAGCACUGUGAUAUCAAAAGUUAAAAGAAAUAGACAAAUGAAAGAAGAGAUAUUAAAUCAAGAAUCAGAACAUAUUAAUGAACCUAUACCAAGUCCUUCAACAGUAGAAGAGUCAGGACCAGUAUCUAUAGAUGAUGAUUCUUCACUGGAUGAGGAUGAUAUUGAUAUAAUGGAAGAUGCUCUUUCUGAUAAGGAAAUAAUACGAACAAAACUUGUACUUUCUGUUUGUGAUUUAGCUCGUAAAGAUCCAAAAAUUCUUAGGCAUAAAUCUAGAUUAUAUUUAUAUUAUUUGAUAACGGUCGCUAUUUUUUAUACUUUACCUGCAGUACAGCUGUUAAUUACAUAUCAGCAUGUACUUCAUGUUACUGGCAAUCAAGAUAUGUGUUAUUAUAAUUUUUUAUGUGCUCAUCCAUUUCAAGCAUUAUCAGAUUUUAAUCAUGUAUUUUCAAAUAUUGGAUAUAUUAUGUUAGGUUUCUUAUUUAUAUUUUUAACAUCUUUCCGAGAACAUAAUGAAUUUGAUAAAGAAAAAAAUAAAUGUUAUGGCAUACCACAACAUUAUGGAUUAUUUUAUGCAAUGGGUACUGCACUUAUUAUGGAAGGAAUACUCUCAGGAAGUUAUCAUGUAUGUCCAAAUCGAAGUAAUUUUCAAUUUGAUUCAAGUUUUAUGUACAUCAUAACAGUAUUAUGCAUGAUUAAAAUUUAUCAAACUCGUCACCCUGAUAUAAAUGCUCGGGCAUCAGUUACAUUUGCAAUGUUGGCAUUCAUUAUUUUCAUAAACUUGAUGGGAGUUUUGAAUGGCUCAAUAUAUUUUUGGAUUUUAUUUACAAUCACACAUCUAUUAACUUGUCUUUUUAUGACUAUUCAAAUUUAUUAUAUGGGACGAUGGAAAUUUAGAGCUUUGUUAACAAGAGUACUACAGAAUUGUAAACAUGACGCCCGUUCUGGAAUUAGAUAUUUAUUUCGACCUUUGUAUAUAGGACGCUUUUUUAUGCUUGUUAUAGCAAAUUUAUGGAACAUUGCUCUUGCAGUAAUUGGAAAUAUAUAUCAAGAAAAAAAUUUUGCCACGUUUCUAUUAGCCAUAUUAAUGUCUAAUUUAAUUUUAUAUACUACUUUUUAUAUUAUUAUGAAGAUUUGUCACAAAGAACGAAUUCUACUUCAACCAUGUAUUUAUAUUGUUUUAUCAAUUGUAUUUUGGGCCGCUGCUUUAUAUUUUUUUAUAAACAAAACCAUUUCAUGGGAACUUACUUCAGCUCAAUCACGUCAUUAUAAUAAACCCUGCGAACUCUUACACUUUUUUGAUAGUCAUGACAUUUGGCAUUUUCUAUCUGCUUUAGCAAUGUUUUUUUCAUUUAUGGUACUGCUUACUUUAGAUGAUGAUUUAAUUGAUGUACAUCGAAGUCAGAUACCAGUCUUUUAAGGAUAAUGACAUAAACGAAGAGAAUAUUGAGAAUUUUUUUUAUGUCUCUAACGAUAUGACUGCAUGUAAUAUACAUUUGAACUUGAUAUCAAUGAAUUAAAAAUAGUAUAAAAUAUAUGUGUAUAAAGAUCA